Messenger RNA from Acanthosepion pharaonis, 3141 nucleotides. The record is from the annotation of a GenBank genome assembly. Lineage: Eukaryota; Metazoa; Mollusca; Cephalopoda; Sepiida; Sepiidae.
AUGGACCUGGCUUCCGAGUGUAACAUUAAAGUCAUCUGCCGAGUCAGACCCCUUAACGAAGCUGAGGAACGGGCCGGCAGCAAGUUCAUCCUUAAAUUCCCAACCGAUGAUUCCAUCUCAAUUGCUGGGAAAGUGUUUGUAUUUGAUAAGGUUCUAAAACCAAAUGUUUCACAAGAAUAUGUGUACAAUGUUGGUGCUAAGCCCAUUGUUGCUGAUGUACUUAGUGGUUACAAUGGAACAAUUUUUGCUUAUGGACAAACAUCCAGUGGGAAAACUCACACCAUGGAGGGUGUGCUGGACAAACCCUCUAUGCAUGGCAUCAUUCCACGCAUUGUACAGGACAUCUUCAACUAUAUUUAUGGAAUGGAUGAAAACUUAGAAUUCCAUAUAAAAAUUUCAUACUAUGAAAUUUACUUGGACAAAAUCAGGGAUCUUUUGGAUGUUACCAAGACCAACUUAGCUGUCCAUGAAGACAAGAACAGAGUCCCAUUUGUCAAAGGUGCCACUGAACGAUUUGUGUCCAGUCCUGAAGAGGUGAUGGAAGUUAUUGAUGAGGGUAAAAACAACAGACAUGUAGCUGUGACAAACAUGAAUGAACACAGUUCUAGAAGUCACAGUGUAUUUUUAAUCAAUGUCAAGCAAGAAAAUGUUGAAACUCAAAAAAAACUAAGUGGCAAACUUUACUUAGUUGAUCUUGCUGGUAGUGAAAAAGUGAGCAAAACUGGUGCAGAAGGUGCUGUCCUGGAUGAAGCUAAAAAUAUCAACAAAUCUUUGUCAGCUCUUGGAAAUGUCAUUUCAGCUCUUGCUGAUGGAAAUAAAUCUCAUGUCCCAUACAGAGAUAGUAAAUUGACGAGAAUUUUGCAAGAAAGUUUGGGUGGCAAUGCUCGAACUACUAUGGUGAUCUGUUGUUCUCCUGCCUCUUACAAUGAAGCGGAGACUAAAUCUACUUUGCUUUUUGGCCAGAGAGCUAAGACUAUCAAGAAUGUUGUAACUGUUAAUGAAGAACUUACAGCUGAUGAAUGGAAACGAAGAUAUGAGAAAGAAAAAGAAAAGGUUACUAAGCUCAAGGCGACUAUGGCUAAACUUGAGGCAGAACUACAGAAAUGGAGAACUGGGCAAGCUGUAUCUGUAGAAGAACAAGUUGAUCUGAAGGAUGAUAUUCCUGCUGAAUCUCCUGCCACCAGUACAACUAGCUUGGCUGGAGGACUCAUCACUUCAAUGAAUGAGGGCGACCGCACACAACUGGAAGAAGAGCGUCUUAAGCUUUAUCAACAGUUGGAUGACAAGGAUGAUGAAAUUAACAAUCAAUCUCAAUUGAUUGAGAAACUAAAAGAACAGAUGAUGGAACAAGAAGACUUAAUUGCCCAAUCUCGUCGUGAUUAUGAGAACUUACAACAAGAUAUGUCUCGCAUCCAAGCUGAUAAUGAGUCUGCCAAGGAUGAAGUCAAAGAAGUCUUGCAAGCCCUUGAAGAGUUGGCCAUGAACUAUGAUCAGAAGUCUCAGGAGGUAGAAAACAAAAAUAAGGAGAAUGAAAAUCUGAGUGAGGAACUUAACCAAAAAUUGAGCACCUUGAAUAGCUUACAAAAUGAAUUGGAUCAGCUGAAGGAUUCAUCUAUGCACCACAGGAAAAGGGUUACUGAUAUGAUGAUUAACUUAUUGAAAGAUCUUGGUGAUAUUGGUGCUAUUGUAGGUGGAAAUGCUGCAGAAACCAAGCCUACUGCUGGUUCUGGUGAGAAGAUUGAGGAAGAAUUCACUGUAGCUCGUCUCUAUAUUAGUAAAAUGAAAUCUGAAGUGAAGACCUUGGUAAGCCGAAACAGUCAACUUGAAAAUAAUCAACAGGACAAUGCGAAGAAAAUUGAAGAACAUGAAAAGGAUUUGUCCAAUUGCAAAUUACUCAUCCAACAACAUGAAGCCAAAAUGGCUAGUUUACAGGAAGCCAUAAAAGAUUCUGAGAACAAGAAGAGGAUGUUGGAAGACAAUGUGGAUUCUCUUAAUGAGGAGUAUGCCAAACUUAAAGCUCAAGAACAAAUGCAUUUAGCUGCUCUGUCCGAACGGGAGAAGGAGACUAGCCAAGCUAGUGAAACCCGAGAAGUUCUUGAGAAACAAAUGGAAAUGCAUCGGGAACAACACCAAAAACAACUUCAAUCUUUACGAGAUGAAAUUUCAGAAAAGCAGGCUACUGUGGACAAUCUUAAAGAUGAUAACCAGAGACUUACCUUGGCUCUGGAGAAACUUCAGGCAGAUUAUGACAAACUGAAGCAAGAGGAGGUUGAAAAGUCUGCCAAGUUGGCCGAAUUAUCAUUGCAGAUUGAUCGUCGCGAGCAGGCCAAACAGGAUCUCAAAGGACUUGAAGAGACUGUCGCAAAGGAGCUGCAAACACUACAUAAUCUUAGGAAACUUUUUGUACAAGAUCUGCAAAAUAAAGUUAAAAAGUCAUGCAGCAAGACUGAGGAAGAAGAUGAAGAUACUGGUGGUAAUGCUGCCCAGAAACAAAAGAUCUCUUUCUUAGAAAAUAAUCUUGAGCAGCUGACUAAGGUUCACAAACAGCUUGUUCGAGACAAUGCUGACUUGCGCUGUGAGUUGCCCAAGCUGGAGAAAAGGUUACGUGCUACUAUGGAGCGAGUCAAGUCCUUGGAAUCUGCUCUCAAGGAUGCCAAGGAAGGCGCUAUGAGAGACAGAAAAAGGUACCAGCACGAGGUGGAUAGAAUCAAAGAAGCUGUCCGCCAGAAGAACCUCGCUCGCCGAGGACAUGCUGCACAAAUAGCCAAACCAAUCCGGCCUGGACAACACCAGUCUGUUUCUCCUGCGCAGGCAGCAGCUAUUCGCGGUGGUGCAAGGCAUAAGUAUCUAGUUGGAAGAGAAGUUUUUACUCCCAUUCAUCAAAGAACAACAGAACUACAAAGCUUUCUAAUUUUCUUUUUUCUCUCUAUUAAAUCCAUUGCUUGGUUUACUGUGAUUUUCUUUCAUUGUCCCCCUCCCGCACCUACGUGUUCUACUCCACCCUCUCCUCGUCUUCAAUAUUUCUGUAUAUUAACUGCUAAUGUUUUGGUUCAGCACACUUGUCUCUUGCUUUCCUGCCUGCUUGCUCAUAUAUUUGGCUGGUGGUUUCUCUGGCUGCCUUACCCUGACCACAUACCAUAA